ACUUGUUGUAAAGUGUUCGCUACUGGUCAGAACGGUUAUGAGUUCAAAUUCUGCUAAUUCAUGUUACUAUAAAAGUGUGAAUCCAUCCUUUCAGCUUACUUUGCGGAAUAGCAGUAGAAUUGAUGUCUUCAAUUGGCUAGUUAAGUGAUUGCUGUGUUUUCAUGGCUUUCAUAGUUUAAAUGGGAGCUUUAAAUGCACUGGGACGCCCUAUUCAGGACCUUUGUUGAUAGCAGUACCAGGAUGAGCUGUAGAGGAUUUCUUAGGUAAAUAACUUUAUAAUGAAUAAUUACAAAGGUAUUCUUAUUAACCUUUUAGAUAAGUAACAUAUUAUAAUGUCUGGUGGUUACGAUUACGAAGUGGUUGGUGAACCAUUUGAAGAUGUUUAUUGUGCCAUCUGCAUGAAACUAAUGAGAGACCCAGUGCAAUUAGAGUGUGGUCAUGGAAUGUGUGCAACAUGCUUUCGUACUCUUUCUGAGAGUGCAAACACAAGAAAUGUUGAACUAAUGUGUCCGCAUUGUCGAGCAAAAAUAAGUAAAGAUAAGAUACAUCCUGCCUUGAUGUUUAACAGGAUUAUCCAAGCAGUAAAAGUUAAGUGCGCUCAUCACCGUGACGGUUGUGGCUGGGUUGGUUCUCUUUCAAAUGUUGAAGACCAUUUAGCUGGAGUGUGUGAAUAUGAGGACGAUCGAUGUGCAAACAAUGGUUGUGAUUUUGUAUGUUACCGAUAUCAAAUGGCUGAGCAUGCAGUUUCCUGUGAAUAUAGAUUGACAGAGUGUGCAUAUUGUAAAGAUAUGUAUUGUUUUAACGAUGUAAGUCACUAUGAUCAUUGCAAAAUGUAUCCAAUACCUUGUCCGCAUGCAUGUCCAAUUGGUUCGAUUGAAAGAUCUAAGCUGCAAGACCAUGUAAUUCAAUGUAUGAAUCGAAUUGUUCCAUGUCAAUUUGCAACGCUUGGGUGCACCAGUGAGAUUUAUUGGAAGGAUAUGGAAAAGCACUUAAAUGAACACACACACAAUCACAUGGCUUUGCUAAUGAAAGAGCUGGUUAACACUAAAGACGAACUAUGUAACACAAAAUUAAAGUUGAACAAUGCAACCUUAGAGUUGGCUGGAUUAAAAAAGGAAGUACACAGACUAAUACUGUCUGAAAAACAAAAAGAACAAAAGAUUGUUAACCAAAGUGUUCAGCUAGUUCAUUCUGCUAUUCACAGAAUCGUGAAUUUUGAAAAGUUAGGAUCAGAUAUGGAAUUAGAGAUAUCGUCAGCCCAUUCCAUUAUUAAAGAUCUUCUAAAGAAAUUUGACAAAAAAUGCAACGUUGUAAAUGACAGACUGGAUGAGCUUCGAAAUUCUGUUGAAGAUGUUAUAGACCUGGCUGUUAGUAAAUUAAAGAAUUUGUUAGACUCGAUUGCUAAGUUUGACAUCAUUGAGUUAUGUAAUGAAGUAUUAACGGAAGAGGAGGAUAUAACGGAAAACAUGAAUAAUGAAAUUCGAUCAGCUGUAAUCAAAUGUCAUGAAGCAGACAUGUCAAAAUUGCAAAAGAAAUUUGAAGCACUUAAUGAACUGAAAGCUGAAGUUUGUUACGAAAAACGAUUUGCCGGAAUGUUAUCAAGUAUGUCGUUUGAUGAUUUGACAGAUGUGUUCGUAAAAGUAAAAGUUGAAGAGGGAAAGAAAAGUGUUCCUGGUCUUUUAUCCGUUGUAAAAUCAAAUGAUGUGUUGUACAUUGAUUUACAGUCGGUAUGGCAUAGAGUCGUAUCGGCUAAAUCUUUCGCAUUAUGUCAUUAUUAUUCACCAGAUACUAUCACUGCAGUUAGAGUGAGUGCAAAGAAGCAUCAAUUUGAGCUCCUUUACAGUGCUUUGGUAGAAAAUGGUUAUGUGGUUAAUGAUAUAGUUUUGUUCAAACUAAUCUAUUAGACUUGACAUUUAAAAGUGUAAAUACAUAAGGCGUAUAACUUUCUUCUUUGUGCUGAGAUCAUAAAAAUAGCUUAGGCAGAAAAUUGAAUAUUUUUUUUAUAACAAAAUCUUUGAAAUCUUGAAAACAAAAGUUCACAUUUGUUCAUAUUGGUUCAUCUUAUGGAAAAGCAAGAAGAAGUUAGGGUUACCAAAGAAAUAUUUUGUGGAACAUGGUACUGCUCAGUAAUCUGUGACAUUUUAUCUAUAUAAAUUGUAUUAUAGUCAGAAAAAGGUAGCGAUUUUCUAAGCACUGCAAUAGGAAGAUUUUAAACAACCUCAGUAUGUCUGAGAAUUUAUAAAAUUAUUUUUGUGUCAAUAUGCUUAUUAUUAUUUUUUUAUAGUUAUAAAAUAGAUUGCAUCUUGUUGUGUUUCAAUGAUGCAUCUAUAAACAUUUAUUAUCGAAGUUUUAAAUUCAUCUUAUAUUUUUAUAUGGCUAUGUUAAGGAAAAUUUAAACUACCGAUUAUUAUUACCAGAGUUUUAUAUACAAUCUUACAGGGUAUUUUCUGUGUAAAUAUAUGUACAGACUUACUAAGAUAUACCUUUGACUUAUUCCACUUCAUAUGCGAUUUCUGGAUUAGCAUACUAUUGUUGAUUUUCGAAAAAAACGAUGUCCUAAUUCCGAAAUCUCGUAUUCUCGUGACGGUGUUACUAAGUUCGUUGGACCUGUUAUUUAGAUGUGGUUGCUAUAUGCAUGGUAUGUUUAAGAUAAUAUGUGAUUAUAUAAGAGCAAAGCAAAAAAUAUCUUAGCUGCUUUGACAUAAAGUUCACAACUUUGUUUUCAUUCUCACUGUUCUGUCUUGUGUUUGUUUACAACUUGCUGCCACUUUUAAAUUUCUAACUCACGCCUGAGAUGACAUGUCUAUUUCUUUAAUUAUAUUGAGGGUUUCCUGCUGUUUACAGAAGCAUGUUUAGACCUUCGUUGCUAUAUAUGCAUGGUAUGUUUAUGAUAUGUGAGUAUAUAACGCCAAAGCAGAAAAUAUCUUAGCUGUUUUUCCAGAUAAAGUAAUGCUACUAUUUUUCAAUAUCUAACGCACACCUUAAUGACAUGUCUAUUUCUAUGGUUAAAUCGAUGAUUUCCUCGCACAUUGUUAUAUAUCAUUGCAUAUUGUCUUUAAACUUUUUAUCAAACUGAUUGAAAGCUAUUAAGAAAGCUGGAAAAUCGUUUUAGGUGAUUGUUUUGCAUUCAUAGUGAGGGUUUUGCGUGAAUUAAUUUACUUAUUUCACAUUCUAUUUUAUAAUAUUGUUAGCCUUAUUUUUUUACUAUUCAAUUUUUGUUAACGUAAGAGAAAUAUAAAAUAUUUUGAACCAAAUUGUUAUAUUAUUUUGAAAGAAAUUAAUUAUUAUAAAUAA
Molecule: messenger RNA, 3294 nt
Organism: Hydractinia symbiolongicarpus
Lineage: Eukaryota; Metazoa; Cnidaria; Hydrozoa; Anthoathecata; Hydractiniidae
Product: TNF receptor-associated factor 3-like
Exons: 7
Coding region: 333-1904 (523 amino acids)
Molecular function (GO): zinc ion binding
Source: RefSeq, a predicted model, not a curated record